Molecule: messenger RNA, 1946 nt
Organism: Macrobrachium nipponense
Lineage: Eukaryota; Metazoa; Arthropoda; Malacostraca; Decapoda; Palaemonidae
Product: guanine deaminase-like
Exons: 11
Coding region: 404-1795 (463 amino acids)
Biological process (GO): guanine catabolic process
Cellular component (GO): cytosol
Molecular function (GO): guanine deaminase activity; zinc ion binding
Source: RefSeq, a predicted model, not a curated record
CAGGUUCGAGUUCGCCCUGGUGGGUCUAGGUAUACGUAGUAUCUUGAGGACGGAUAAGUGGUUCAACAUCCUUCUCCCACUCUCUCUCUCUCUCCCUUGUUCAGUACUUAAAACCUUAGGGGGGUUGGCUGCUGCUGCUGCCUCUAAGCCUUUGCAGUUUACAGUCUUUUACAGACACAGACAGUGACUGCGUCAGGCUUACCGUCAGUAUUCAGACAGGCUGCAGUCAGUGGGGACUAUACUUCUGUGGUCGUGAGAAUAUUAGGAAGACCUUCUAGUGCUGUUUGCGACAUUUUCAAGACCUACGUUACUUGUUAUAUAGUUGUUUUUGUGACUGGAGUUUAUUUCCGGGAGAGGAAGGCGGCUGUUCGCUGUUCGCCUCCGAAGACCUCAACCGGGACUCAUGGAUCGCUCCAGCUCCGGCGAAGUUCCAAGAAGCGCCAGAAGAAGGCUUCAGAAUGGCAAGGCCUCAGAUCUGCGCCUCUUCGUGGGGAGCUUCAUACACGCGACCAAAGAUGACCCGAUGGUCAUGCUGACGAAUACCAUUCUGGGGGUUUCUUCACAGCAUAUCGCGUUUCUGGAGCCCAUGGAGAAGUUGGAGGAGAUCAAGGAAAUGUACAAGGUUCCUGAUUCAAAUGUUACUCUCAUGCCUGACAGCCAGUUUAUGAUUCCCGGGUUCAUCGACACCCACAUCCACGCCCCCCAGUUCCCCAACAACGGGCUGAAACUGAACCUUCCACUUUUGGAUUGGCUGCAGAACUACACUUUCCCGACUGAGGCUAGACUUUCAGACGAGAAUUAUGCGAAGCAGCUCUACCCGAGAGUCGUAGACCGCCUACUUCGUAACGGCACAACAACUGCGUCCUAUUUUGCCUCUCUGCAUUUACCGGCGACCAAAAUAUUGGCUGACACGGUGAGAGAGAAAGGUCAGCGAGGCCUGGUGGGGAAAGUCAGCAUGCUGAUGAACUCUCCAGAUUACUACAGGGAAAACUCCUUGGAAGAGUGCGUCAAGGAAAAUGAAGAAUUCAUACUCUACGUCAGGAGCCUGAAUACUCCGCUGGUACUCCCAAUUGUCACUCCUCGAUUUGCUCCUACUUGUCAUGCAGAACAGCUGAAGGCUCUGGGUCAGCUAGCCAAAAAGUACCAGUGUCACGUUCAGAGCCACUUGAGUGAGACCAGGCCAGAGUUAUCUUGGGUCAAAGAGCUGUUUCCCUGGUCGGAAUCGUAUACAGACGUUUAUCACAAGUGCGAACUGUUAGGCCCUAAGACAAUUAUGGCCCAUGGCGUUUGGCUGGAUGAUGCCGAAGUCAGGACACUGAAGGAGAGCGGCGUAGGAAUCUCUCACUGUCCAAAUUCCAACAUCUCGAUACGAUCUGGACUCUGCAACGUCAGACGGUUGCUGGACAGCGGAAUCAAAGUGGGACUUGGGACGGAUUGUUCAGGCGGUUACAGCUCCUCAAUACUAGACAGUAUUCGUCAGGCGGUUCAGACUUCCAAUACCUUGACGAUUUUCGAUAGCAAGCAUCAACACCUUCCUCUGUCUGAGAUCUUUCGGCUGGCUACGCUAGGAGGAGCUCAGGUGGUGGCCAUGGAUGACAAGAUUGGCAACUUUGAAGUAGGCAAGGAAUUUGACGCUCUGCUCAUCGACCUGAGGGUUGCAGAUUCACCAGUUGACUGCGAAGACCAGGAUUCACUCGAGGACAGGAUCCAGAGAUUUCUACUCAACGGCGACGAUCGUAACAUAAUCGAGGUCUAUGUGGCAGGUGUGAAGGUCCACGACCGUAGGCCUAUGUGAGGAUUGAGGACUGUGGUGCGGUUGUAAAAGCCACUGAGCUGAGAGAGGUGGCCAAUGGUGCUAUGCUGUACACGGAAACAGGAUAUUAUCGCGUAGUCGUAUUUCUUGUAUGGAACAUCCUUAUAAUUUUGGAAUAAAUACGUCGGUUUGU